AUGGCGAUAGUCACACCUUGGCAAAUCUACCCACGAUGGGUCUGGAUUGUGAGGUUCCUCAUCUUCGCUCUGGCAGCUGCCAUUAUCGCCCUCGCCGCCUAUGCCAUUCACGUCUCCAAAGGGCGGUACAACACCCUUCCCUCGCUGCUCAUCUUUGCUUCAGCAAAGACGAUCAUUAUCUACGGCAUCCUGUUUGCGACUGAGACUCGGGCGCGGCACCUCAUCUGGCGCCUGUUUGCCUAUGGAAUGUACGCCAUCAGCAUCGUCUUCUGGCUGGCUACCUGGGCCUGGUCGGCUGCUCACGCUGCGGUCUGGAGGAUGGAGGACUGCGACGACGGCGGCUGCAUCAACCUCAAGGACGACAAGGACGCCAACACCGAGGGCGUCGUCAUGUCCAUCUGCGCCGGCUUUGGCGCUGCGGUUUGGGUCCUCGCCAUUACCAACCUCGUAUGCUUCAUCAAGGCACGGAAGAAGUUCACCAAGGCUGAUGAGGACGAGGUGGAGCUGGGUGUUGACGCGGCGCCCAAGUACUCUGAGGGCGACUAUGGCUACCAUGCCCAUGCUCAGGCCAAUCAGUAUAGCUAG
Molecule: messenger RNA, 585 nt
Organism: Thyridium curvatum
Lineage: Eukaryota; Fungi; Ascomycota; Sordariomycetes; Thyridiales; Thyridiaceae
Exons: 3
Coding region: 1-585 (194 amino acids)
Source: RefSeq, a predicted model, not a curated record